Molecule: messenger RNA, 4588 nt
Organism: Wallemia mellicola CBS 633.66
Lineage: Eukaryota; Fungi; Basidiomycota; Wallemiomycetes; Wallemiales; Wallemiaceae
Exons: 11
Coding region: 1-4515 (1504 amino acids)
Biological process (GO): error-prone translesion synthesis; double-strand break repair via homologous recombination
Cellular component (GO): zeta DNA polymerase complex; nucleus
Molecular function (GO): DNA-directed DNA polymerase activity; nucleotide binding; DNA binding
Source: RefSeq, a predicted model, not a curated record
AUGAAAAUACGCAUAACAAAUUUAGAUUAUAAUUUAUUCAAACCAAUUAAUUACUUUGAUGAUAACUUAUCUUCCUUUUCUGAUUUACCGCUUGCAAAUUCACCCAUUCUUCGCGUUUUUGGUAGACUAGAUACUGGCCAGAUGGCAUGCGCACACGUACAUGGCGUCUAUCCUUAUUUUUAUAUAGAAUACAAGCAUAGUGUUACACCUGAGAAAGUCCGAGAUUACAUACAUCAACUAGGAUUAUCAAUCAACCAAUCUUUAUCGCUGAGUUUACGACGUAAUAUGAAUGAUAAGCAAUCAACUACGCAGUUCCUUCGGGCUAUCGUGAUAUGUAAAGGCACACCUUUCUAUGGUUAUAACGUCGGUACGCGUCCAUUUCUCAAAAUUAUAAUGAACGAUCCCAAACACAUUCCGAGAUUAGUCCAGCUUAUGGAGUCCGGCCAACUAAUGAACACCACAUUUCAAGCAUACGAGUCUCACGCACCAUAUCUAUUGCAAUUUUUCACUGAUUACAACCUCUACGGUUGCGAUUGGAUGCAAGUGUCACAAGCCAAGUUUAGAUUACCUUUACCGGAUCCUCCUAUCACUGAUUGGGAUAAUGAAUCAGCGCAGGAUAGUACAGUGAAUUCUUUCUCAAUAAAUGAAGGAGACACACAUACUGUUCCAAGAGAUACGAACUGCCUCGUUGAGUUCGAUAUUCGUGCGUCGUGGAUUGAAAACAGGUAUCAAAUAGCGCCGCGGUACAUACAUAAUACGUCAAUCGAAGAACUGGUUCCUGAUGAUAAACUUCUUCCUUCGCUGAGGGAGCUCUGGGUCAAUGAGGAGAAGCGUCGUGAAGCUGCAGGUUUAGAGUCAUCAAUUAAAAUUCAAGGCAGCGUGAAAGGUGGACGCAACGAUUCUAAAACCUACCCACGUUGGGAUGCUUUGGAAGAAAUUCUAGAUUCAUUUCAUGAGAGGAUAAUUGAUCAGGACAAAGACGAUGAUUUCUUGUCUCACUUCACAGAAGAACAUAAACUCAUGACUAUCUUCGAAAGUACUGAAGCUCUGUAUCGUCCGUCUGAACGUCGAAAAGUACCGCAGAAUGAAGAUAGUAGUCUGUAUUUAGAUAUAAGUUCAUCACAACCUAAUAAAGAUAUUGAACCAAUUGUAAGUCAACAACUGGCAAGUCAGAAGACGGAAUUCAUGGAAAUGGACAUAGACGAUAUGGCUUAUGACAGUUUUGCUCAAAAUAACGUAUUUAAUGGAGUACCCAGGCGUGAUUUAGCAAUCAGGGAGAGUACGGUGUUGAGUGAGAAUCGAGAAUCGAUAAGACAACUUUCACUAAUGGACUCGAUGUUCAAAUCAUCUACCGACCCUCCUCUUAAGCGUGAACCCACGCUGGAAGUUAUUCCUGAUAGCCAAGAGAGUGAAGAACCGGAGAGGAAAAGAAGUCGAUCGGAUAGUAGCGAGUUACUCGCUUCACAAGAGUAUGAUGCCAUUUUGGCCAGUUUAUCACAGCGUGAGAUAAUGCCAGGUGUCACUAUCGGGAUGGUCCAGGAAAAGAUCGAGAAAGCAAGUCCUCAGAAGGAUGUUGUUUUAUCUGGGCAACUAACAACAAUCCCUCAUAGGUCUCAACCACAUGAAUCAGACUGCGGUGUAUUAUACGAAUACAAAAUCCCACCACCAACUACGGAUGAAGCGAUGCGAUCGUUCAGAGACAAUACCUUACCCUCAAAAGUCUAUCGCGAUCCUUACUACUCGGAGCCAACUGACGUUCCAGAGAGACCUAGGGAAUAUGCAGGGCGAGUGUUUGUCUUGAAAGGUGACGAGAUACCAAGCUGGGAUGCAAAAUAUGAUACAGUAUCCACACAGGGUAUCCGUCAUUUUGAGUACGCACCACUUCCUCCAUCAAAGAGAGACGUGAUUAGUGCAUAUGGAAGAGAAGCUGCUUCCACUCAACGCGCAAUACAUACACAGAUUGAGGGCCCACCUUCGAGACAAAAGUUUGGCUUGGAUGCUUCAACAGCUAGUGGGGAGAAGAAUCACAUACCCCGCGAACAUGAUAUUCAAACUCAAAUAACAAUGAUGAUCGUUGAAGUGUUUGCCAAGAAUAUCGGAAAUAAAGUUCCAAAUCCAGAGCAUAAUCCCGUCGAAGCCAUUUUUUGGGUCUUUCAGAGCUCGGAUGACGAGGUUGAAAGUGGUAUGGUCGUUGUCGAAGGCGAAACAAAGUACAAAUUAAACGAAACGAAUAUGGAGAUAGCUAUUAAUGAAGCUGAUUUGAUAUUCACAUUGAUUGAUAAAGUACAAGAGUUCGAUCCAGAUAUCCUAGCUGGAUGGGAUACAGAGUUAGGGUCUUGGGGAUAUCUAGUUGACAGAGCUCGAAUUGAGAUUGGAUUGGAACUCAGUGAGGAGACAUCAAGAGUUAAAUCACGUACAAUGAGGAACAUAACUGGUGGUCAAAAAUGGGCAGAGAUGAAAACGACUACAUUCACCUCACCUGGUAGACACGUCUUCAAUGUCUGGAGGUUGGCUAGAUCUGAAUUAAGCCUUCCGCAAACUACUUUUGAGCAUGUUUCACACAGCGUACUCAAAAAAAGGCUACCGAAAUACACAUCCGAGACGCUGACAAGGUGGUGGACUUCAGGAAAUGUAUCGUCUUACGCAAGAGUCUUAGAAUUGUUUUCAUUAAGAGUUAAGAUGAUCGGUGACAUUCUCAAUUCCAUGGAAACAAUCACAAAAACUGCAGAGUUUGCACGUACAAUUGGUGUGGAUUUCUACAGUGUAAUAACACGCGGAUCUCAGUUCAAAGUAGAAGCUCUGAUGUUCCGAAUAGCUAAACCUGAGAACUACGUUUUGAUAUCGCCUUCGAGGAAUCAAGUUAGUGGACAACAAGCAGCUGAAGCACUCCCCUUAGUAAUGGAGCCUCAAUCCGCAUUCUACAAGGAUCCAAUUAUAGUUCUUGACUUCCAAUCUCUAUACCCGUCUAUCAUGCUUGCUUACAAUUAUUGUUAUUCUACAUGCCUCGGUCGAGUCAAACCAUAUGAAGGGCAUUACAAAUUGGGUAUUACGGAACACACUACAUCAUCCAAAGUGCUGGAUUCACUAAAGGAUGAUAUUAAUUUCGCACCGAAUGGGAUGAUGUAUGUUAAACCACACGUCCGCAAGUCUUUAUUAUCGAAGAUGCUUGCUGAGCUGCUUGACACUCGCAUUAUGAUAAAGCAAUCCAUGCAAGAAAACAGAGAAGACAAGUAUCUCAGAAAACUCCAACAUGCCAGACAACUAUCCUUGAAACUCAUGGCUAAUGUUACAUACGGAUAUACAUCUGCCAGCUUCAGUGGUAGAAUGCCUUGCGUUGAGCUUGCCGAUUCAAUCGUCCAAACAGGACGUGAAACUCUCGAAAGGGCUAUCAGAUUUAUAGACAAUAACAAGGAAUGGGGCGCUGAUGUUGUCUAUGGCGAUACAGACUCACUGUUCGUUCGUCUCAAAGGCAAAACUCAGCAAGAAGCUUUCGAAACUGGCGCAGAUAUUGCUGAAGCAGUUACGAAAUCUAAUCCUCAUCCUGUCAAACUAAAAUUGGAAAAGAUGUAUUUACCGUCGGUGUUACUGGCGAAGAAACGCUAUACGGGAAACAUGUUCGAACGCGUCACAGAUGAAGUUGGUAUAUUUGAAGCGAAAGGAAUUGAGACCGUUCGUAGGGAUGGUAUUCCUGCACAAUCUAAAAUGGUCGAGACGGCAUUGAAAGUGUUGUACAAAACUUCAGACUUGUCACAAGUAAAGAGCUACUGCGUGAAGCAAUUUAACAAGGUGAUCCAAGGUAGAGUUUCGAUUAAGGACUUUACAUUCGCCAAAGAAGUCCGGUUGGGUAGUUAUGCACCUCACGCUGUACCAAUACCCGGUGUAAUGGUCGCAACAAAGUCUUUGACAGAUGAUCCACGUGCCACAGCACAUUAUGGAGAACGAGUACCUUAUGUAAUCACCGAAGGCAACUCUGAUCGACAAGUAGAUCGAGCUGUAAAACCAGAAGAGAUGCUUUCAAAUAGCAAUCUUCACUUGGAUGCCAAGUAUUACAUAGAGAAAGUGUUAAUUCCACCCCUUGAGAGAAUAUUCAACUUGAUGGGCGCAGAUGUUCACUCGUGGUAUGCGACGAUGUCAAGAAAAUUCAAGCCCGAGGCCAGGAAGCCAUUCGCAAUUACGCGUAAAGGAGGUGUUAUCGGUAAUUACGUUCGGAGUGGAACAUGUGAAACAUGUGGUGAAAUCUCAAAAGAGCCAGUCUGUACAGAUUGUCUUGGGGACUCUAACGUUAGUGACACAAUGUAUAAGUUGCUAAGUAAGAAGUACAGAACUACCUUAAAGAUGAGGGAUAUUCAGACUAUUUGCUCAUCAUGUGCUCAUGUUCAUCCUUCUCAAGAUGUUCCUUGCGUUAACCUUGAUUGUGAGGUUCUUUACAAGCGUUCACAGAAUCAAUGCGAUAUUGAUGAAUUAGAAGGACUCGAUGAGUUAUUGUCAAACUUUGAUCACAAGUUGGUUUGGUGAUCCAUAAAGAAGUGUUAUUUAUUUUUGCAUCUAUCAUACUUGUACUAUAAUUGCAUUAUAACGUUUAAUGAAU